AAGAAGCACAUCCUCCUCUCAGAGUGAGACCUCCUGUUUUCCAGACGAUCUGCCCAUGUUCUGAGGGUCUCUCCAGGUUCUGCUCAGUCAACAUGUUGAAGCUGUUCGGUUCUUUGAGGCCUGCAGCCGCCCUGCUCAGAACUGCUUCUGCUGCACAGCCGAGUGCCUGCCUGUCCACUGGACCCCAGCAGGAACAGAGAACCUUCUAUGAGUUCCGGACCUACAGCAUCCGGCCGGAUCAGAACGCUGCAUUCCUCAAACUGACUAAUGAGAAGAUCCACCUGCGCACCAAACACUCUGAGCUGAUUGGCUACUGGAGUGUGGAGUAUGGCGGCCUGAACCAGGUCUUCCAUGUAUGGAAGUACGACAGUUACUCCCAGCGGGCAGCUGUACGGGCAGCCCUGGCUCAGGACCCCUCCUGGAUCUCAGAGUACAUCUCAAAGGCCUUACCCAUGCUGACAUCACAGCAUAACGAGGUCAACUACCUGGUGCCGUGGAGCCGCCUAAAGAGCCCGCCGCAGCAGGGUGGUGUCUAUGAGUUGGCGUCCUUCCAGAUGCGUCCAGGGGGUCCAGCGGUUUGGGGAAGCGCCUUUCAGGCAUCUAUGUUAUCUCAUGAUUUUCCGGGGUACGGGAAGCUGCUGGGAGCAUUCCACAGUGAGUUUGGACUUCUGAACCGAGUUCACGUCCUCUGGUGGUUCGAGAGCGCCGACCAUCGUGCUGAAUUUCGACACAAGGCUCACACUGAUGCCAGAGUGGUUGCAGCAGUCAGGAGCAGUGUCGUCCAUUUGGACUCUCAGAAAAACCAGCUCAUGUUCCCAUGUCCUUUCUCUCCCAUGAAGUAACUUCCUGCUGUCUCCAUGGCAACAAAUAAAUCUUCAUCAGCGCUUAAUGUGAAGCAGCUGAUGCUGAGCUCCGCCUUCUCCCCAAGAUGAGCCAAUCACAGCUCACCAGCAUUAACUCUAAAACUGAACUGUGAUCUCCAGCAGCUGCAGGGACAACCCGACCUCACUGUGACCUUUAAGAUCUGCUGAGUUUCUGAUCAAACUGCAUCUGAGCAAUAAAGACAAACUGACUGUUAGAAAUGUAUUCUUUAAUAAAACUUUUCUUUAUGGG
Molecule: messenger RNA, 1113 nt
Organism: Girardinichthys multiradiatus
Lineage: Eukaryota; Metazoa; Chordata; Actinopteri; Cyprinodontiformes; Goodeidae
Gene: nipsnap3a
Product: nipsnap homolog 3A (C. elegans)
Exons: 6
Coding region: 93-842 (249 amino acids)
Cellular component (GO): mitochondrion
Source: RefSeq, a predicted model, not a curated record